Fonsecaea pedrosoi CBS 271.37 is the source of this 3216-nucleotide messenger RNA. RefSeq lists its product as uncharacterized. Gene Ontology annotation, molecular function: ubiquitin binding. The coding region runs from base 1 to 3216 and encodes 1071 amino acids. The record is from RefSeq and is a predicted model, not a curated record. The transcript has 6 exons. Gene Ontology annotation, biological process: double-strand break repair via homologous recombination; protein deubiquitination. Lineage: Eukaryota; Fungi; Ascomycota; Eurotiomycetes; Chaetothyriales; Herpotrichiellaceae.
AUGGCCAAGAAGAAGCGCCAGAGGAUCAGCUAUGUACUGCCUCUGGCUAGUACACCGGGUGGCCAUAGACUCGGGGUGAACGGGUUAGCAUUCGAUGAUGACCGUUCCAUACUAUACACAGGCGGCAGAGAUGGCGUCAUAUGCGCAUGGGAUCUGGACCUGGAGGCGCAGAGGGUGAAUCAACAAGAGGCGGGCGCAGCAAAGCACAAGAAAAGCACUGUGUCAUUCCGCAAGCAGGUGCAGGCGCAUACCCACUGGGUCAAUGAUAUUGUCCUGGUCAAGAACAACCUUGGACUAGUUUCUGCCUCAUCCGAUGUCACUGUCAAACUAUGGAGGCCUCACGCUCACGAAUCAUCCCAAGCGUACACCAUCGGCUCCCAUAGUGACUAUAUCAAAUGCCUCGCAACACCUGAUCGAACUGCCAAUUGGGUUGCCUCCGGAGGCCUGGACCACAGGAUUUGUCUCUGGGACUUAAAUGGGGGUGGCAAAAAUCUUGAAAUCAACUUGGGAAAAGUAGAGGACGUGGUCAAGGGAUCAGUGUACUGCCUACGCGCGAGAGGCUCUCUCCUUGCUAGCGGAGGGCCCGAGAGUGUCGUUCGACUGUGGGAUAUCAAGUCCGGCAAAGGUAUAACUAAGCUUGUUGGACAUACAGACAACGUCAGGGACAUCCUGAUCAGCGACGAUGGUGAUACACUGCUUACUGCCUCCUCCGACCAGACGAUCAAGGUCUGGUCUAUUGCGGCUGGUCGAUGCAUUCACACCCUGACCAUGCACAAUGACAGCGUGUGGUGCAUGUACUCGGACGAUCCUAAUCUGGCUGUCUUUUAUUCGGGAGAUAAGUCAGGUCUGGUGGCCAAGACUGAUACUCGACGUGCAAUGGAAAUUGAUGAUGGGGUGUCAGUCGCUGUGUGUCAAGAACACGAUGGUAUUGCUCGGGUGCUUCCUGUCGGGGACUCUGUCUGGACUGCAACCUCGAGCUCAAGCGUCAAUCGCUGGCUCGAUGUCGAUACCGAGCUCGAGGUUGAAACACCUCCUGCAUCCCCUCGCGAAGAAAGGACCGCGAGCCCAGAGGCGAGAAGUCACUUAAGCCCUGAGCCUCGGGCGUCUUCGCCUCUACCAACUACGAACGGCACCACCAAUGACACCACAAACGGUGAAGUCGACCAGAAAAAGAGAAUCCCUCACAAUGCCAUUCUCCGCGUGUCAAACACAGCUCUUCAUCCAGGUAGGAAGCACCUGGGAAGACACCCGAAUGUGUCGGCGACAAAUUUGAGGAAGGCUUCGGAGGCCAUGAUCACCGAUGAUUUGAGUCUGGUCGUCCCUAUCAGGGGCCAACCUGCUGAGACUAUCGAGGGUCAAAAUGGACUCAUCAAACAUGUGAUGCUGAACGACAGGAAAAGGAUACUCACAUUGGAUACAGCGGGCGAGGUAGUAUUGUGGGAUCUUCUCAAGUGCAUUCCCAUCAAGUCCUUUGGCCGUCGUCAUCUCGAUGAAGUUGUCCCCGAUGUCAAUACAACUGAAAGUGUUGCAAAUUGGUGUGGCGUGGAUACGAAGACUGGAAAGAUUACAGUUAUGCUCGAGGAGAAUUACUGCUUUGAUGCUGAAGUAUACGCAGAUGAGCUGGACUUGCCCAGCGAUCUUGCCUUUCGCGAGGAUCAGAGAAUCAAUCUCGGCAAAUGGGUACUACGUAACCUGUUCUCGAAGCUCAUUGACGAAGAAGUUGCUCGAGAUGAAGCCUAUAGGCGCACACUUCAAAGCUCUGUCAGUGCUCCUCCUCCUACCGGUCUGGUUCGACCUGGUGCACCAACCAGCAUCAAAUUGCCAGAAUCUGUUGGCGCGACGCCCUUGGUGUCGCCCGGGACAGUUGUGACGCCUCGUGCAUCGAAUGGCCACUCGAUGGUGCCCGCAACUCCUGGGUUGGCCAUUGGCGCCGCUACACCAGGCUUUGCGCCAUUGACCGCUACGCUUCCUCCCACCGCAGAAGAAGAGCCCACACGCACUCCCAACGGGGCUCCUUCGCGGUCAUCUCUAGGGCAAACCCCGCGAGUGCAAACCCCUCAUGUGCAACCAACGCCAUCGGCGACGGAAUCCCAGAAUGUCGACUAUUUCUCUUCCACUACGGCUACGGGAAAUAGUCAAUCUGAGGCGUCUUCGGAAAGCGAAAAGGUUCCCAAAACACCUGGAGGUGGCCCGGCAACGACAGAAAGUAACGCUCACGGUCUGGUCUCGACACCCACAUCACCUACCGAGGAGAAGAAAAAGGGCCUCUUUGGCAAGAAGUUCGGCAUGGGCAUGUCCUUUCCCAAGAAGAUGACCAGCCGCUCGUCUGCAGAAGUGAAGGCGCCUGUUGCAUCGACAGAGGAGAGGUCUUCUGACACAGCCUCCGUCAGGUCUUCAGAGAAAGAUGUCGAGAAGGUCAACAUAGAAGACAACUUUUUCGGUGUCGUCCAGAAGAUACGUCUAGAGUAUGAUGAGCAUCUCGAGUCCAAAACGGAUCAACCGCUGCCACCAGGCAUCACUCCUCCGCCGCCAACAGAAACACCGGUGCUGCAUCCGCCACCGCACACCACCAUUAUUAUCCAGGAGGAUAACCCCGAAAGUGGCGGAUUAGCAGACCAAUAUAGGGGUGAGAUCAGUGAGUUGGGAAAUCCUGCGGAGGUGGACACACUUGAAAAGAUUGCUCCGAUGUGGUUGGGAGACUUGUUACUCCGGAACCAAAUCCCUUACAAGGACACCGUCAAGGUUUCUUUUGUCCUGCACCCCUAUGAGAAUUUGCUUCCACCUAUCGCUUCACCCGAUGGCAAUGCUCGGCUCAACGCGAAUCGCAUGCUCCGCGCGAAGAAGAUCAUGGCGUACAUCGCGGAAAGAAUUGAGGCUCCUCCAGUCCAACAACAAGCUCCUCCUAGCGAGACAGCAGCAGAAGGCGAGCAGUCCACCGAGACCGAACAUUUGGAUGUACCUCCUCACGCCGCCGUCGAACCAGAAGAGAGCCCAGAAUCUCAGCUGAAGCCCGAGGAGUACCUGGAACUCUACUGCCAGAACCAACUGGUGCACCCCAACACCACCCUCGCCACGCUCCGCGUGCACGUGUGGCGCACGGGCGGCGACGUGGUUCUGUACUAUAAAAGCAACGGCAGGAAGCAGUUGAGGUUGCCUCAUCCUUCACAGGUACCCACGGACGUAGAGAGCGAGGAGACUACGGGUGUAGUGCGGUAG